AUAGAACAUGACUAAUUGCGGAAGUGAAAAGGACAAUGUAAGGUUAUCUCAGUAUCUAUAGCGUAUACGCAUGCGGCAUUUGGUUCCCUCAGCAAGCAUGGCAGAUCUUCAGGACAUCUCCGGUGCUAAAACUGAGCUACAGCCUGAAGCCAUCACUGAUAUCGGUGUGCUGGCAUCCAAAAAAGAACCUCCAGCAGACUACUAUAUCGUUGCACAAACAACAGAUGGCUUCGACGCCAACCUGUGGAAGGACAGCAUAUUCAAAUCCAAGGUCACACGCUAUCUCUGCUUCACCCGAGCUGCCACCUCCAAAAAUAAGCAAUUAUGCAACGUGGUCGUGGACAUGAAGUUGAUUGACUUGAAGGACUGUUUGCCAGAGGGCUUCACUCCGAUCCAAGACACCACGGAUACCCAGGAACAGGCUUUGAGGAAGGAUAGGCUGUGUGUGAAGUUGGUCCCCAGGAACAGCACCGAUACGGCUAUAUGUGAUGUGGUUAUACUGGGGAAAUCAAAGCACAGCCUCACUAAUUAUACAUUUAUAGGAGAGCUGAAUAAUUUGGGGAUUUGGUAUCAGCUGGGAAAAGUCACUAAGUCGCAGGACACAGGGCACAAAAUGUCCUCUUCCUCUACAACUGCUUUUGGUGUUGUCAGACAAAUCCCAGAGUCUCCAGUCUCCAGUCCUACUAAAAAGAACAUCGUCAGGCCAGACUAUGAACACCAAAUCUACAUCUACACCAAAUCAGCUAUGGAUGACAUACCCUUUAUGAUCUCCAAAAAAUCUACCUCCACAACUAGAGAUGAAAUAGAACCAGUCCAUUUCUUGAAUAUUGCCAUCAAAUCACCACAAGAGAUUGAGGAGGAAUACAACUAUUGUUUCAACACUGAACACAGUGCUGUGGCCUUCCCAUGGACCCAGUGACUCUAGAGAGUGAAGAUUCACCAGUAACACUGGAAUAAGAAAACUUCCCUCCAUCACUGUUCCAUAUAAAGACUUUACAUGAUGAACUCUCAAAUGGAUAAAAAUCAAGCCCUCUGCAUUUUUGUUCUUAUUGAUUAUACUGUUUCAAAUGAAAGGGGCUGCAAACACUGUAUCUGUUGAAUUUUUACAUAUUAAUACAUGUUCUCAGGGAGACUUUCAAGAAGCUUCUGCACUGUUUUUAAACAGGUUUUGAUGUUUUAAUAUUGUAAUUUUAUUAUUAUUGUCUGCCUAAAACCUAAUUUAAACCAUUUCAUUAUGAUUUUUUCUUUUUUUAUUUAUAUUUAUUUUGAUUUUAAUUUUUAAAGGACAGUAACUAUUCAAUUUGUACAUGAAUAAUAAUUUCACCAUGGAUGUUGUUUUAUUCAGUUCUUUGAAAACAAAAAAAUAAAUUUUCAUUGAAAACUCA
Molecule: messenger RNA, 1385 nt
Organism: Megalobrama amblycephala (Wuchang bream)
Lineage: Eukaryota; Metazoa; Chordata; Actinopteri; Cypriniformes; Xenocyprididae
Gene: mvb12bb
Product: multivesicular body subunit 12Bb
Exons: 11
Coding region: 71-919 (282 amino acids)
Biological process (GO): regulation of epidermal growth factor receptor signaling pathway; viral budding; virus maturation
Cellular component (GO): ESCRT I complex; late endosome
Source: RefSeq, a predicted model, not a curated record